AUGUCACUUGAAGAAUUUGACUAUCAAACAUUAUUUCAAAAAGCUGAAGAUGAAGAGUUGGAAGAACUUGCUGCUGUUUAUCAUCAACUAGGAUGUCGUUCUACUAAUUUAAAUCGAGCUGUUUCUUUUUAUAAAAGAUCAAUAGAAAUUAAUCUUUCUUAUCGACCAAUUGAUCGUCGUCUUCUUUCUGCAAGCUAUACUAAUAUUGGUGCACUUCUCAAAAAACGUACUGAUUAUGAUGAAGCAUUGAGAUAUUAUCGACGUGCUUUAAAUAUUGAUCUUCAUGACGCUGAAGUUAAUCAACUUAAAAUUGCUGAUCGUUAUAAUGAUAUUGGUAAUGUAUUAUUAGAUCAAGAUAAUUAUAAAGAAGCAAUCGAACAAUUUCAACAUGCAUUGAAUAUUCAAACUAAAAAUAUUUCAUUAAAUGAUCCAAUAUUAGUUAAAACAUAUUAUAAUCUUGGUUUAGUAUAUCAUUUAAUGGAUAAAUAUUCUUUAGCAUUUGAUUAUUAUGAAAAAGCUCUUGAAAUUCUUGAAGCAUAUCUUCCUUUACAACAUUCACUAUUGAUAUGUACAUAUAAUAAACUUGGAU
Molecule: messenger RNA, 589 nt
Organism: Rotaria sp. Silwood2
Lineage: Eukaryota; Metazoa; Rotifera; Eurotatoria; Philodinida; Philodinidae
Source: the annotation of a GenBank genome assembly